Molecule: messenger RNA, 897 nt
Organism: Tupaia belangeri chinensis (Chinese tree shrew)
Lineage: Eukaryota; Metazoa; Chordata; Mammalia; Scandentia; Tupaiidae
Product: mitochondrial ribonuclease P catalytic subunit
Exons: 5
Coding region: 79-714 (211 amino acids)
Biological process (GO): mitochondrial tRNA 5'-end processing; tRNA 5'-leader removal
Cellular component (GO): mitochondrial ribonuclease P complex; mitochondrion
Molecular function (GO): ribonuclease P activity
Source: RefSeq, a predicted model, not a curated record
CAGUGUUUGGGCUGUGGAAAAACUAUAGAGUCCAUUCACUUGAGUCCAGAAGAGUAUGAAUUUCUCAAAGGAAGAAUCAUGAGGGAUGUGAUAGAUGGAGGUGACCAAUACAAAAAGACAACACCUCAGGAACUUCAGAGAUUUGAAAACUUUGUAAAAUCCUGCCCUCCUUUUGAUAUUGUCAUUGAUGGCCUCAAUGUUGCCAAAAUGUUUCCUAAAGCUCGUGAGUCUGAAGUUCUCUCGAAUGUAGUCUCUCAAUUAGCAAAGCAGAAUCUGCGACUGCUGGUCCUGGGCCGGAAGCACAUGUUAACGCAGCGAUCUCGGUGGAGAAAGAAUGAGAUGGAAAAGAUUCAAAAGCAAGCCAGCUGUUUUUUUGCUGACGACAUCUCAGAGGACGAUCCAUUCCUUCUCUAUGCCACACUGCACUCGGGAAAUCACUGCAAGUUUAUCACAAAAGAUCUGAUGCGGGACCACAAGGCCUGCCUACCUGAUGCCAAGACCCAGCGCCUAUUCUUUAAGUGGCAACAAGGACACCAGCUGGCAAUUAUGAAUAGGUUUCUAGGAUCAAAAAUAGUCUUUCAGCACAUUCUCAGCUAUGACACUGUGGUGCAAACGACUGGGGACUCGUGGCACAUACCGUAUGAUGAAGACCUGGUGGAAAGAUAUUCCUAUGAAGUGCCAACCAAAUGGCUUUGCCUCCACCGGAAGACAUAAGACUCUUGCCUUCAUGCUGAAUCGGGUUUGGAUACCUUCCUGGUUGGCAUCAGAGCUCUGAAGGUGAUGCUUGUUUAGAGCAUUUUCUCUGCCCUGAAGAUAAAGAGAGUUCUGUAACACUGUUUGGUCCAUUUGGUUUGUAUAUCAACAAAUUGAUAUUUCAAUUAAAUGAGAUAUAAUAUC